AACUCCCCUCCUGCCGCCGCCGCCGCCGCCGCCAGCACAACUCCGCAGCUCGUCUCCUUCCUGGGACGGAUCGAGGACCAGCCGGCGAGCAUGGCGGAGGCGGUAGCAGCAGAAGCGGAGACUCUCCUCCCAGGCCUUCCCGAUGCGGUCGUCGUCUGGGAGAUCCUUGUCCGCCUUCCCCCCAAGUACCUCCUCCGCUGCCGCGCCGUCCGCCGCGCCUGGCGCGCCGUCACCUCCGCCCGCGACUUCCUCCUGGCCCACCACGGCCGCCAGCCCAUCCUCCCCAUCUUCUCCGGCGACGACGAGCGGAUCCUCGGCGUCCGCUACCACACCAUCCUCGCCUUCGACCACCGGGCCGCCACCGAGGACGACCAGCUCCACGCCGUCGCCCGGCUCCACGUGGCCUUCCAAUCGGUGGCCGCCUGCGACGGCCUGCUCGUUCUUUCCAAACUGGGCUCUGCCGGCUCCUGCCUCUCCAUCUGCAACCCAGCCACGCGUGAGCAUGCUCUACUCGGCCUACCGUCGGACUUCCGUGUCAUGGGGAUGUACCUGCACCGCCCUACUGCCGAGUACCGUCUGUUGCUGCUGCGGAAGAGGUGCCAGGCAGGCGAUCUCGUACAUAAACUUGGCUGCUAUGUCUUCUCGUUGGGCUCCGGCCAGCCGCCGAGGUACAUCGGGGGGCCGGAGAUGGUGUCUGGGAACUUCAGCGCACCUGUCCGGGUGCGUGAUCGCCUGCAUUGGUACCCGGUAUAUUUUCUGACCAGAAGAAACAAAUUGUCGCUGUAUGAAAGCCAGCUGCUAGUAUUUGACACCAUAGCCGAGUCAUUCCUGCAGAUGCAUGAGCUAAUGGUUAACGGCUGCUCAUACAUCUUUGACAUGGAUGGCACGCUCGGCAUCUACACCCGUAACCUUUCCACUAAAGCUGUUGAGAUACGGGUGUUGCAGAGCUAUGAAACCGAGGUUUGGGACUUUAAGUACCAGAUCAAAUUGCCAGUUGCCAAAAUCAGGAGGGUGUUUCAAGACUGUGGCGACUAUGGGAACUGGGAUUUGGACGUUCUUUCGGUGGAUGGUGGCGUGCUCUUGCUGGUCAAGCUUCCGCAGGUGCUGCUUCACGUUGAUAGUAAUGGCAAAAUGGUUAACAGCAUCUACAAGGGCCAACGAUGCCUCUCUAUGACUGGUCGUCACCUCAAGCAAAGUCUUGUUCAGCAUACCUUCUUUCCAGCGCUAGAAGGUUAUGCUGUGAACGCUUCACCUUUCAUCGGACCUGUUGUGGAGUGAGUGGUGAGCUGCAAUAUAUAUUGCCCGCAUGAAUUAUGAACCUGCUGUCUUCUUCAUCCUUUUCUGUUGGUCUAUAUAAAGUUAUGAUCACAAACUCUGAAUAUGAUGUAGUAGUUCUGGUAUGAUCAGAGGCUCCGAAUGUUAUGUGGUUGCAUGAAAUCUAUGGUUCUGUCGUUACCUUUUGGGCUGAAGUUACUGGUGUCUAUGUUGGUGCUAAAACCAAAUUAGUCAUUUUGCCUUGGUUUUGAAACAUUUGCCUACUAAUCAGUGUCAUGUCUCUAUUAUCUAGUGGUUUUCUUAGUACUCAAUUGUUAUUCAUUUUA
Lolium perenne is the source of this 1601-nucleotide messenger RNA. Its product is annotated as putative F-box protein At3g23260. NCBI's taxonomy places the organism in Eukaryota, Viridiplantae, Streptophyta, Magnoliopsida, Poales, Poaceae. Gene Ontology annotation, molecular function: protein binding. The record is from RefSeq and is a predicted model, not a curated record.